AUGACUGACGCGAUCAUCCACUUCAACGGUUCUGCUGACGAGCUCGAGAGCACAAUCAAGGCUAAGAAGGGCCUCGUUGUUGUUGAUUUCUUCGCUACAUGGUGCGGCCCAUGCAAGCGUCUUGGACAGAUCCUCCCAGGCAUUGCUACAGAAAACAGUGAUGUUACAUUCAUCAAGGUCGAUAUUGACCAGAACGAUGAUGCUGCUUCCAAAUUUGGCGUUUCAUCUAUCCCACACAUUGCUUUCUGCAAGGCUAACGAUGGCAACUAUGAAGUCAUUAACACAGUUGUCGGCUGCAAUGUCGAAGCUAUCAACAAGUUGAUCGCUGCUAACAAGUAA
Molecule: messenger RNA, 339 nt
Organism: Trichomonas vaginalis G3
Lineage: Eukaryota; Parabasalia; Trichomonadida; Trichomonadidae
Product: cell redox homeostasis
Exons: 1
Coding region: 1-339 (112 amino acids)
Molecular function (GO): protein-disulfide reductase activity
Source: RefSeq, a predicted model, not a curated record